AUGCCGCUGUGGAAAGCUUUUGGCCUGAUUACACUGCUAAACAGUUUUGUAUACUCAGGUAAGGUUUCACCUAGCAAAGUCAAAGAGGACUGUAAACCGGAUACGUUUCAGACCGAAUAGUGUUUGUAGCAAAGGAAAUAAUCCUUUACUCUUGCAACUGAUUCUUCAGCUGACAACCUUUAAACUCAAACUUUGUCACCAUACUCGGGAUUCAGAAGAAAGAGGAGCGCAUUCAGCAAAUGUACUCUUGGGUUGCAAACCCAGCGGGAAACUUGUGUCUUUGCAAAAGAGUUUUAAUUCAUACCCCGAGUCAUAUUCGAAUCAUACUCUUUUGAGCUAUUGACGCUCGUGCCACACAAUUGCUUUUCAAAAAAGAAACACAAAACAUGUCCAGGUUGUAUAUUAUUAUUUGUAAAGCAUGAUAUUUAUUUUGGCGGAGUUAUGUGGUUGCUCUGAUAAAACAUAAUUAAUUAGUGUGAUAACUCCAGACUAGAAGUAGCGGCUUUAUGUGUCAAAAUGUGCGAUGUUCUCUUUGACUACAUUUUGUUUUCUGAGAAAGCGAUAACUUUCAGAGAAAGCGGUAACUUUCUGUGAAAGCGGAACUGACGCAAUGUUUCCUUCCGGUUUGCUCAGUCCUUUUAGACGACAAACGACAUAGUCUUGCCCCAAGACAUUGCAAAUUGAAAACAGACUAACCCAUGGAACGAAUUUGAAAAAUAAUCAAUCUUAAAGAUCGAAAAAGUUAUGACUCUGGUAAUAUUCCCUAAAAAAAAAAAAAAAAAAAAAAAAAAAAAAAACGAAAGCUAUGCUGAUUAUGCCAGCAGUGUUACUUUUAAACGGUUAAGAAUAUAUGAAAGUCAUAUAUUUGAACUGCGGAUAAAGACGUGAAUGAAAGUGAUCCUCGCAGUCACUUUCAUUCACGUCUUUAUCCGCAGUUCAAAUAUAUGACUUUCAUAUAUUCUUAACCGUUUAUUUCAUCACUUCACGGGUUUAUUUAGAACCAACAUCAUAACAAGCUCCCAUUUGGCUUGUUAGCUCAGUUGGUAGAGCGCUGCACCGGUAUCGCAGAGGUCAUGGGUUCAAAUCCCGUACAGGCCUGAAUUUUUUUCUGGCCUUAUUUUCACUACUUCCUAAGUAACUGCGAGGAUCACUUUCAUUCAAGUGUUACUUUUAUAAAAAUAGCAAAAAUGAUGCUCAUGUUCCAAUUUAUACCAAAAUUAUGCAAGCCCAAUCUUUAGGGCCCAUUCCCGACCCAUUUCACGUCUUCUGCGAAAUCACUAUUUUUCACGCUAGCAUCUCCCGAACCAUAAUGAAACUCCCUCUGCGACUUCAUCGACCCCAGUUUUUUUCCAAUCUAUUCUUUGUCUUAUAGAUAAUCACGUUCUUUCGCACUAUUGUAGUUCAAGCCUAUCGUGGUACUCCCUUCAGCGACGAAAUAUCUAUUUUAAAUCAUAAACUUUCUCUCCCAUCUGUUCUGUUCUGAACUCUCCUGUCUGAACUUGAAGUCAAAUCACUUUUUUUUUGUUGCGCCAUCUAUUUUGCUUUCGCGUUGUGGUGUAUUUUAUUGCUAGAGUUCCGCCGACCUAACUUUUUAAAAGCGAGUCGUCAGAGCCAAAACUAAAAUAGGAGAAAAUUUUUAUUUGGUUUAUCAGCUACCAUAUUAAGGCUCCUUUGGCGAAUUAAAAUGAAUGAGCAAGCACUAAAAAAGAUGUGCUCGAAUUUGGUCGGAGCUAGUCAGUGAGUUUAAAAAGGUAAAGAGGCCUCGGUGGCGUUCUCUUGAGCUUCUUUCCGUGACGUGUUAGGGGUGCUACUAAACAGAGUAACGCAGUAACGAGUAACGGCACCAUUUGGACGCUUUAGGAGCAAUCUUGCUAGGGUAGGCCGGAAAACACAUGGGAUUGUUAGUUAUAACUUGUGAUCUUCAACCUGAACACCCGAAUUUCUUAUUUAAGACUUACUUUUAAAGUUUAUAUUGAGCAUCGUUGAACAAACAAAAUCCAAGGUUAGGGGCGAACCUAAUACUAUUGUGGAUCGCUUCGAUUGUCUACGAUCUGACGUAAAACGAACCGUGGAAGCAGUUGAAGGUCAAUGGCCGAUUAAAUUGAUGAAAUAAUCUUGUUUACAAUAGCGGCUGGAUACAUUGGUUAUUGAAACAAUGCUAAUUCAGCGGACGAGAAUAAUCGUGUGCUUUUCAAAAUUCGUAGAAAUUGACUUUCGCGUAUCGUUAUUUCACUCAGAAAAAAAGUAAAACAUUUGAUACAUUCAGAGGUAUAUCGUUUCGAGGCAGAAGACAAAAAGGAUUCGUUUUCAAUUGCAAGCAAGAGAAACUUUGCACGAAGGAGGGUAGGGAAAUACCUGUACAAAGGACUAAGAUCGUCGCGUUACUUCGCAUAAACAGUGUAUUUGCAGGUGAAAUGAUAUCAAGUUUCAAAGAGAAGACUGUGCACUAGGCCUUGGAUACGCCGAGGGCGGUACUCAAGACAGAGGGCGGAGUUUGUCCCAAUACAGACCGACCUACACUCCCAGGGACACCUCUUUGAGGUUUUUUCACCCUUCCCCCUUCCUCAUCCAGUGUUGUUGAUGACCAAUGUUUCUAUGCUAAUCCCGUUACCCCCCAGUGGAGGCAGUACGACGAGUCCCACUAAAUGUGUCUUAGAUUGUAGACGUGUGAAUGAAAUCAUUAUAUUUUUUCUAAAACGCAGCGUUUACCGAAAGAAACCGAAUGAUUUUGUGUUGUAAUUACGGCGAGAUCUCCAUAAACUGAAGAAUUUUUGCAAAUGGUAAAGAAAACAGAGGAUAUGAAUUCAUCGAAACAUUUUUAGGACCUGUUUACAUGAAGGUGAGGGCCCCCUAGUAGGUGGGGUAACCCGGCUUAACGUAGUCGAAAAAUAGCCCGCGUUUACAUACAAUAUUACAAUCUACGGGUUACACUCCCUUGACGGCUUACCUCACCUGCCUGAGGUCCCUCAAGUACAUAUAAACAGGCUCUUAUUUGUGUAUUGUUAAAGAUGUUACAGCUUCCAAGCAAACUCUGAGACAUUUUUAUGAGUAUCUGUCACGAUCUGACACCUGUCAAUAUGAGAGUGCAUAAGAAGAAAAAAUAGCGCACGUUCACUCUUGAAUUCACAACAGCACUGAUUUGGCAAACAAACUGGAGUUAAUGGACUAUCGUGACGAUUUGUUCUUCAAAUUAGAGUCAGCGAUCGUACAGAAAGUAUCAUUCACUUCCAUCGACGAUUAAUCUACGAGGAUUUACCCUUGUUUAAUUUUAGGUGGCAAGGAAAGUCACUUUAAGUAAAUAUAAAUGUAGUUUGAUGCUACUCUGGUUUGCAGAUUUAAUGAAUGUAACCGAAGAAGUUUGGGCCUAUGAAUUGUAAUUUCUUCGGUUACAUUCAUUAAAUCUGCAAACCAGAGUAGCAUCAAACUAUGUCUGAUUGUCCACCUGGUUGCCGUGUGAACUUUAAUAUAUUUUAAAUAUAAAUGUAUUUCUUGAAGUUAUGGGAGUCUGUUCGUUUGUUCGCUUCCAUGGCAUAUGUCAAUCCUGUGUUUCUUCCACCAGUAAUCUAAUCACUACACCAGUGUAGUGAAACUGACUGUUUGCUUUGGUUGCAGCUAUUGUUACAGCCCCUGCUAUAGAUGUCUACAUUAGAAGCGAAGGGUGUAGUGAUAGAGGAAAGACUCCGAACACAUGUGGUAUUGCUUAUAUCAAGGUGAACGGCAAGGAUUACUCUCGUCACAACAGAGGACAUAACGUUGUUGUCGUGGACGGUGCAACAGGUGUGUGAACCACUGUUAUGAUCUUAUUUCUCACAUUCACUCAUGAUAAAGGAAAGCUCGAUACGGGUAACACGGAGAGAGCUACUUGAAUUAGGCGAAAUAAGCAAUCAACAACAAUCAACAUCUGAUUUUUGUCACUCUCAGCCUCGAAUGUUGUAUUGCAUUGCGCAUGGUUAGUUCUGAUUGGUUCAUUGGAUCAGGUAUUAAUUCUCGUUUCGUCGUCUUGAACGAUUCUUUAACAGUUAAAUCAAAUUUUUUCCAGGACGUAAUUGUGCACAUUCUUGAUUCCAUGACAAAAGAAUAUUAUUUUCCCAUUCUAAGUUUACCAUGUAUAAUUUCGGGUUCAUAAACCAGGCAUAUGUUUUUUGUAUAUAUAUAUAUAUAUUUCAUUUUUUUCCAGGCGUCAUUCUUGAUUCUCAAGUUUUCGACACCCAUGGGGAUCGCUCUGCUGGUAGUAACCUGGGGAAGUACCUCAACAACACCAAGGGAAAGUAUGUAAUUUUGUUUCAGGUUUAUAGUGUAGUUCUAUGAUUUUACUCUGAGGAAAUCACACCUUCAAAAUGAUGGCCCACUCUUUUUAUCUCGACUAUCAUAUUUAGUAUUAAAAAUAAUUUUUUCCUGAACAGACGACUCACCAGUGUAAUGAUCACGUCCGGCUAUAUAAUUUAGGACUACUUGCGAUCGUAGGACGAGUUGGCGAAGCGGUUAACCAGUGUUUUCUAUACUCUCGUUGAUUCAUGUAACGUUCCAGUUCAAAUAGUUUCAAGUCAAUUAUACGUGUAAAAUACAUCAUUGGUCUAGCCUCUAUUGACUUCACAACAAUUGAACAGGAAAAUUACAUAAAUCAAAGAAAGUAAAGAAAUUACUGAGUAACUGAAUUACAUAUUACGAUUGAAAUUACAAGUGUUGACAUGUAAACUUUUCAUCAAAACAAUUAUCACGAGUUUGGCUCCUGUUGGAUAUCGGAAACCAAGGACUAACCUUUUUUCUGUGGAUUUAGCAUUUUGUUAUUUUAUUUGCUUUAGCAAAAUUGUUUUGGUCGCCGUUCAAGACGAUGGCUCGGCAUAUGCUUCAUCGGCGGUUAGCGCUCUCAAGAGACUGGGAGCUAAGGGUCCUGUUCAGGGAAGCUUUCGGUCUUCUUUUGCUUUUGCUGGUUACGCGGGCACAGGCCGACCAGCCUGGAUUAUACAACGGCGGAAACAGAAAUAUCUUGGGCCCAGUGAAAUAACUUCGAAAAUUCCCCUAUCAUCAAGUAUGUCAAGUCAGGAAAGUCUAAUGUACUUAAUGUCUAUGCUUUUGCCAAACAAGUAAGUCAGUUUGAGAUCGCUUAGUACCUCUUUGCUUUCACAAGCCACCGAUGUACAUAAAUCAGUGAGUGAACAGGAUUUUGGGGUUUCUACCUUGAUCAACCAGUUUUCGGGAAAUGGUGUGUGUGGUGUGUGCUUGUCAGUAAAAAUCAGCUCUCUUACUCACACUAGCCGAGCAUUGAUUGAGAGAGGAGCGAGAAUGAACAAAACCAUGCAUAAGCCGUUGCAGAAACUUGUGACAGCCUUUCUGUGCCACUAAGUUUAAUGAGGAUGACUCUAAUUAUAGGCAAAAUAACUGUCUAACUUACAGGAAACUAUAAAUGUCAAAACCAAACUCUACACGGAGACAAAGGCGUCAUUCACUCACCCAACUAUCCAAAAAAGUACCCAGAUGGGCAAUACUGCAUGUGGAGGAUCGUAGUGAACGUAUCUUUCCAAGUGGCUUUAAUGUUUACACGCUUCAGUCUACAAUCUGAAAACAACACGGACGCUGUUUAUGUGUACGAUGUUAAUAAUCAAACAAGGGAGGUGUUAGGAGUGUUCUAUGGGGCUCAGCCUCCUCCCAGGAAUGGAAUUUAUUCCUCAUCAAACAGCCUUCUUGUAAUAUUCAGAUCAGAUAAGGAUGGUUCCUUCCCUGGGUUCCAAGCCUCUUACAGCGCUGUUAAGUGUUCUGGUAAGAGACUGUUGAUUGACAGCAUUACAAAUAAGUAUGGACAAUUUCAAAGUUUGAGAUAUAUCUUUGCAAAAACUUGGAAAUAAUCUGCUUCAAUGCACUCGGGAAUUUUACGAAAAUCAGAACAAGCCAUAACCACUAGCACUAUUGAGUUAAUCGAAUGAAAACGUGUAAUGUUACGCGUGAAGGGUGAUUCAAAGCUGCGUUGAAUUCCUAAAAAUUGACGUGGCUCCUGAGCUUAAACUUUGUACCAUGAAAAAUAUUUUAUAUUCAAUUUCGUUUGCGAGGCAUGAAAAUUUCAAAAGAAAGCUUAUUCAUGAGUUAUUAAUUAGAAUUUGGCGCUCAAAUCAGGUGUACAUACCGGCUGUUUGACCUCUUGUGUCUGAUAAAUUUGCAGGAGCCCUUGGAAUGGAGAGUGGCGCUAUUUCUGGUGCCCAGAUAAGUGCGUCCUCGCAAAUGAACAACAACAGCGCACCAAGACAAGCGAGACUGAACUCCAUUGAACAAGGAAUCAAGAAAGGGGGGUGGUCGUCCCUUAAAAAUGAUCAUAACCAAUGGCUUCAGGUGGAUCUUGGCAGUCACAUCACUGUGACAGGUGUGGCGACUCAGGGAAGGAACUCAACAAAAUGGCGGCAGUGGAUAACAACUUUCACGUUACAGUUCAGUUUUGACGGAGUGAUCUUCCAGUCAUACAAAGAACCUGGAAAAAUGUCAGCAAAGGUAAAAUUUCUUUGGAUGACAAAUUUUAUCACAUAUUUUUAAAAAUUAAUUUCGAAUGAAAUCUUCUCUGAAUCGGGACUUCCCAGCGCUUUUCGAGAAGUUUCGAGAAUGUUUUCUGCCUUUUUACCACUCAAUCAACAACAAUUGAGACAUAAACAAGUGUUUUUAAGAUUUUUAAAGUCUGUACAUGAGCAUCUUCUGAAUGAAGGUAGGGUUUUUGUCAAAGCUCAGUUAGUUUUGUUUUUAACUAUCAGGUACUUCACGCCAAUCAAGACAGUGAUACAGUUGUGUAUAACAAGUUGAUCUCACCAAUCAAAGCUCGUUACAUCAGGCUUUUGCCAGUCACGUGGCACAACCAUAUAUCACUCAGAAUGGAGCUUUAUGGGUGUCGAGGUAUUUCAUAAAAUUAUGGUCUUUAGUUAGAAAAAGUUAGUGUUUGAAAGAAAGCACAUCUCAGAGACACCAAGCAUAGGUAUAUAACACUUCUAAUGCUAGAGGACGAAAUGUACUUUUCAAUCAAAACAUAAUAAGAUUAAAACCGAGGAAAGAUAUAAAGAAAACUGUACCAAGAGAAAAUUGUUCACAAAACUGAUUGAGGAAAUCUCCUUAAGGCCUAAAUGUUUGAAUUCAUGCCAAACCUCCUUUUAAAGUUCUAAAUCAUUUUCCUUUCAAAGAGAGAAGAGAGCCAUAGUAUCUUAUUCCACUCUUACACAAAAUCUAUAAUUUUUCAAAAGCACAUGCAGGUGAAGUAGGAUCUUAGAGUGCCUACUUUUCAUCAUUUUCAGCGCCUAGUUUAUGAUCUUUGAUGAUACAAAAGUUACCUCUAUCUCCUUUGCCGUAGAUCUGUAAAAGUAAUCGAUCACAGAUGACGUCGAAUGUAGUUGGAGCAAAAAAGUGGCUAACGAGGACCAUAUUUUGACGUCUUAUGCGAUCUUCUUUCUUCUUCUGUGUCAUGUCUGAUUAAUCCCAUUUAGGUUGUUCGUCACCACUUGGCAUGGAAAGCCAGGUUAUAUCCGAUGCUCAAAUCACCGCCUCCAGCCAUUCGAGUAGUGACUAUUCUGCAAAAUUUGCACGUUUAAACUUCGGCGGCUGGGUUACUUAUGCAAACGAUCAAAGACAAUGGCUUCAGGUGGACCUUGGAACUUACUCAACUGUGACAAGUGUUGCAACUCAAGGAGGGAAAUUGUGGUAUUGGUCUUAUUUUGGGACGGCUAGCUACAAUUUACAAUACAGCGACGAUGGAAUAGUGUUCCAUUUUUACAGGGAACCUGGAGAAACUGUACCAAAGGUAUACACAGAAAGUAACUUAAAUGCUCAUGGAAUACUUUUGCUCAUGUGACAAAUUCGUGAAAAUACUUACUCAUUAUAUUACCACCUUUGGCGUCGGGCCAUGAAGAAAAAUUUUAAUUUUUAAAGUCACUUACGCGGUUACCAUUUAAUUUUCUGUUCUUCCUAUACUACUUCUUGGUGUAAAUGGUCUUAAGAUGUGCAAAAUUCGAUUAUGUCUCUAUAGUUAUACUGUGUUUGAUUUAACAGGUGUUUAACGGAAAUAGAGACUCCCAGUCAGUUGUGUCUCACAAGCUGAGGCAAGCAAUCACAGCUCGUUACAUUCGAUUCAAACCUUUAGCCCGGCACGGUAACAGACUUGGAAUGCGAACUGAAAUAUAUGGUUGUCUAGGUAUUGUCCAAAUAUUGUUUUAUACAGGAUAUGUUGUGGGAAAUAGAUGUUUGUUAUGAAGAGGGGGAGUUCUUCACGCAUUCGAGGCUUAACGAGGAGAGACCCUGUUACAACAUUGGUAUUUCAUAAUUGUACAUAUAUCACAAAUCAUUAAUUUUAGACUGAAUCCAUACUGUCGCAUUUGCUAUUAAACAUACACUUUUGCAGCUACAAAUGUCAUUUCUAGUGUAAUGACUGAGGACUUGACUUCUAAAUUAUUUCUGUUAAAAAUAUGAAUUAGAAUGGCUUUUCUCUCGCGAAAGGAAGGUUCCUUCAAAUUUAGUAUCCUUUAGCUGUUAAAGUUUAUCCUUCGUAAUUUGUUGGAAAAACUGCAGGUAUUUUUAACGAUGAUCGCGUUUUAACGAUGCAGUCAUAAAAAGUCUUCAACUGAGUCAGGACGCGGCAUUCUUGUAAAGUACCAAAACGAAAAUGACUAUAGCUAGGAUAUCGUUAUUUCAACCUUUGUAUUUGGGGGAGCUGGAUUGCAGUUACAUCAUUAGAAGCUUCCUGUCUAACAAUAGAUUAAUACCAAAAUUUACUCAUUACAGAAUGCGCUAUCCCUCUUGGCAUGGACAGUAGGUCAAUAUCUGAUGCGCAAAUCACCGCUUCCUCGCAACUGGAUGGAAACCACUCCGCAGUACAAGGCAGGUUGCAUUUUCAGGCCGAAGGAAACAAAGCUGGAGGGUGGUCGGCUCUUGUAAAUGAUGCCAACCAAUGGCUUCAGGUGGAUUUUGGUAGUUACACUCGCGUGACACAAGUGGCGACUCAGGGGAUGAACGGAGUUGAUGAAUGGGUAACCAGAUACAAGUUGCAGUAUAGUGAUAAUGGAGUGACGUACAAGUUCUACCAAAAAAUUGGGGACACAUCGGUCACGGUAUGGCUUAUCCUUAGUUAAGGAAUUUUAUCAAAUGAGCUAACUUCUAAUAUACAUAAUUGUUUUCAUAAAUGAAAAUAUACAUCUGCAAAUACCGUAAUUCAAUGUUUGCACUCAGUAUGAACAGGACAUAACCACGGGUAAGAGACCACGGAAGCACUCUGUUAAUGUGCUACUGAAAAAUGAUUUAUUUCUUUCUUUAGUUAUUUAUUAUCACCUGUUAUUUCAAGUGCAAUUCUGAAAGUAAAGCCGGCCAAAAAAAAAGACAACAACAACAAACUAGCAAACAAUAGAGUAACUUAUGGUAUUUAGGUAUCAAAUUAGAUCUUAAUUUGACUGUAACAUUUAUGACGAUUUCCAGGUGUUGAAGGGAAACCAAGAUCGUAACGAGGUUGUGUAUAAUACCCUUCGUCCGCCACUCAAAGCGCGCUAUGUCCGUAUAAUCCCAACACAGUGGAACAAACAUAUCUCCAUGAGGAUAGAGCUCUUUGGAUGUCUAGGUAAUCGAAAACCAUUCGUGGCUUUUAAAAUAUUUUCUUGUUAGGUUAUCUCAGUGUAUUUUUUUUCAGCCAUACUGCCUCCUGCAGUAUGGCUAAAAUAUUCUCCCAAUUUUACUGAUUGUAUAACUUGUUGCGUGCGUUUGUAGCUGUCAACCUUUUCUCAAUUUCUUAUUUACCGUGUAUUUUUGAUUCUGACAAUCUGGUGGUAAGAUCUGACAUUAUUUGGCCUCUUCUUAUCAUUUUUUCACUUGAAAUUGAUGCAAAGCAAAAUUACUUGAUAAUGAAAAGGUCACUAUUAGGGUUGACUCAAAUCUGUCGCGGCUGUUUGUUGUUAACCGCUACACAGACUAAAUGUCGACCAAAGGUCAUCCAGUUAUGGAACUAUUUUAUAACAUACUACCUCUGAAGCUUAGUGGAAAAGUUGUCGAUUACACCUGAAAAAACAACAUCAACGUUUUUUGAUUACGCAAACAAGCUGAUUUAAACAAAUUUAACCAUGACACGAUUAAACGUUUUCCGGAUCCGAAAAGAGGUCUUCUUUAAGCCAUCGACAAAACAAUUCAUAGGGCGCUUCUAAAAAUGACAAUUGCUAAAUUAAUUUCACUUGAAAAUGAAGGAAUAAAUUAAGUUCCUUAAAUUUCUCAAACUAAUUGCAACUUUGGUUCAUUUACAAAGACGUUUAUCCACAUACACAUGAAUAAAUUUUAAAAAAUUGCUAGUUUAGGAGAAUGGAAGGGAAAGAAAGGAAAGAUGUCCUCAGCAUUUUGUCGAGAAGUAAGACUCGACAAAAAACACCAACUUACAAAUUAUGUACUCAGGUUGGAAACUUCACCAAGUAAACUAACUUAGGAUAAUUGAUUGUCUGUUAUUUUCUCCUUAAGCUUGCAUUACACCCGCUGGUAUGGAGAGUGGAAUGAUCGCCGAUGGCCAAAUCAGUGCAUCAUCACAACUGGAUGAUAACCAUGCGCCGCAGCGCGCUAGACUGAAUACCAAGAUAAGAGGAAUAAAGCAGGGCGGUUGGCUUCCUCUUACAAAUGACCGUAAUCAAUGGCUUCAGGUGGAUCUUGGUAGUUAUACUCGAGUAACACGAGUGGCGACUCAAGGGAGGGAUGGCUAUGAUCAGUGGGUGAUUUCCUUUGAGUUAGAGUACAGUAUUAACGAAAUCACUUUCAAGUCUUACAAGGAAAUUGGUGCUAGCAACCCUAAGGUAUGCAGCUGCAACUAAUUUAAUGCAGGGCUUUGAGAAUUAUUGGCAUAGUUAAUAAACUUCAGACAGAUUUCAAAGUUUAUUAAUUAUUUGCACAUGCAAUCUGCCUAAAAGCAGUCUUUUGUUAAUUUUCACGCUGUAAUUGUAACGGAUUUGAAUCAUGCCUGACAAAGCAGCUUUCUAACCCAAUGAAAGCAAAGGCCAUGAUACACUAUGGACGUCAAGGGCAGUUUUUCAGUUAAGGACCUCUCUUGUAAUUGCGUAGCUGUACCACUAGAGUGUGUUAUUCAAAUGCAUGACAAAAGGCAGACAGAACUCUUUCAUUUCAUUGCAUAUCAUUCGCAAGCUUAAAGCAUCAUUUUCCCCUAACGCUAACGCUAUCUGUUUUUCUCGCUUAGAUAUUUCCCGGAAACAGUGAUAGUGAAAAUGCUGUUUACAACAUUCUUAAACCUCCAAUCACAGCACGAUACAUAAGGAUCUUACCCAUAACGUGGCAUAAAAACAUAGCGAUGAGAAUAGAGAUCUACGGUUGUACAGGUAACGUUACACAAAUAAUUUCAACAAAACACGGAGUAGGGGUGCCCUUUAAUAUACCUUUUAAGAUAGUACCGGCAAUACAAAAUUAAUUUUAAUGUAAAAUAGCGCAAAUGACACAAGUGUAACUUAUUUCGCUCGAGAAAGUAGACUUACAGUCUGGUAUAAAGAGGAUUUGCGUCGGGAAAUAAAUUACAGUAGACACACUCAGUGCAAUAACGUUCACUUUAUUUACUUCUUUGAAGUGCAUGCCAUUUAACCAUCUUUUCUGCUCUAUUCAGCAACACAACACUACCAACAAUUUUGAUCUUGUAGAAGGUGCAGCAUGCGGGACACGUGUCAAAUAUGACUAAUAAUAGCCAAUCUCACCACAGUGCUCUCUAGCUUGAUAAUACAGCCUUAGGGCGAAAUUUUUCGAGCUUCUGGAACUCGAUUCUUCUAGGAGAACCCAGAAUUUUUCCCUUUUUCUUACUCCUGACGAGACGAAUGAAGUCUUACUCAAUUAAUUUACGAUCACUUAUUUCAGUGUGCCGCACACCUCUUGGAAUGGAAAGUGGAGCAAUCAAGGAUGCACAAAUAACUGCCUCAACACAGUCGGAUGACAAUCAUGCCCCGUCUAGGGCCAGGCUGAAUUCGAAGUUGCCUGGAGUAGAGACAGGAGCCUGGUCAUCUCGUGUGCUGGAUCUCAAACAAUGGCUUCAAGUGGAUCUUGGCAGGUACACCUCUGUGACUGGUAUCGCAACUCAGGGGAGGAAUGUAAACUGGUACAACGAUUGGGUGAUCAAGUACAGGUUGCAAUACAGUACUGAUGGAGUAAACUUCCAUUUUUACAAAGAAAAAGGCGACAACUCAGUCAAGGUAUUUUUAGUCUUUCUCGUUGUUACUGAUGUUUGGUAACAGAAGUGGGUGGUAGCUAGUGCGAAAGCCGGUCACGGCUAUAAUAUUUUAGAAUUUUACAGAUGGCGACAAAAUUUGGCUUAUUGCAAAUUCUAAGUUCAGUUAGUUUUCUGGAAGCUUGAAAACCACGUUCUACAGAACGGAAACCUUCUGAAAGGGAAAAAAAACAAUCAAACUUGGAGUAAAGAACGAAAGCAACGUUUGGGGAUCAAAAAAAUCCAGAGUGGUUUGCUCAUAACUGAGAAAUUAAAAGAAUCAACUGCCAACCUUAAAAAUUGUGAUGAACUAGGGAAGCAAAGUUGAAUAUUUGAAGAUCCAACUAACUUCAAUUUGUCAGAGGCGGGAAAUACAAUAGAAAUACAUAGAAAUACAAUUCAGAUUCGUAACCAGUUAAGCUUUUGGUUUAUUCUGAAACAAUCGAAGACAAUUUCAUUCAUCUUCUGAAGAAUAAUUCUGCUGUAGAAGACUCCUCGGUUCUUUAGUGAGUUACUAUUAAGUAAUAAGUAACUUUUCUUGUUUACAUACUCUCACCUGAACACAAAUGGGGCUGGGAGAAUUCAAGAAAGUUAACGGAUAAAGAUGCGUUUCUUCCUGUUUCUGAUGUUUGAUAACAGACGUACGUGAUAGCGAAUGCGGAAACCAGCCAGUAUAACUUUGUAAAAUUUUAUAUUGCUUAACUUUCUCAAAUUCUCUCAAACCCACUCCCUCGUGUUUAAUAAACAAGGAAAUACUUCCAUAAUUGCUUUUCAUGAAAUAUUUUUCUUCAACAACACGACAAACGAAGCACCGUGUGAAUGAAAUGAUGCCGUAAAUUUGAAAGAUUACUCCCGAAAUGUUUAAGAUACACGAUUCCCUAAGGAAAGAACUUCAAGAGAAGAGGUUUGAUUAGGUUGAAAAUGAUUAUCGCUGCGGUUGAUUACUUUGGAGAGUGACGAAAACUUGCCCGAUUUGGUACCCCGAGAACAUGGUUGAGAAGCUGAAUCGCUGGUCGGGCUUUGUGUAAGCUGCCUAGUAAAGUAUGCUGCCCAUUCUGAAUAAAAUAGUUGAAGACUAUUAUUGCCUUUAAGAAAAUAACUUUUUUACGCUGAGAACGUCUAUGAGUUGCUUUGAGACAAAUACAGACUGUAUUACACAGCUUGGUAUGCGUUUUGGUGAAAAUUUGGUAAUAAACAUGAUAAUUGCAAUACUCAAAUGGGAAAAUUUCUCAGUAAGAAAGUAUAUAUUUCGUAUUUUGUCGUCUUUCACUCUCACGAUCAUGAAGGCAGACAUGGCGCUAAAGUUCUUCUUUCCUUAUCUUUUUUUAAGUCACAGGAGUAAAGAGAAAGCAAUACCCUAACUCAGAAUUUGGAAAAUUUUUCUCCAUUUCUGUUAUGUUUACUUGUACAUGAAAUUCCUUAACAAGUAUUGUAAAAGUGCGACGUUAAAACCUUGUUUAGGUAUUCUCAUAUAGACUGACGAGUUAACUAAGGAGAGCAUGCAUACUAUCUCAGUUAUUUCAUAAAAUUAUUUAUAAAGCUACUUGUCACAAUGCCUCCAAAUACCGUAAAGUGAAUAUGAUUUUCUUUUCAGCUAUUUGAUGGUAAUCAAGACUCAGACAACAUCGUAUACCAUAAAUUGGCAAGGCAAAUUACGGCACGUUACAUCCGGUUCAAUCCGGUGGGAUGGUACUAUCGCAUCUCUAUGAGAGUGGAAAUCUAUGGUUGCGAAGGUUAGUAUCAUAUCGCUGUCUAUUUCGUUGUUGCUGUUGCAGUGGUUGUGUUAAUUUGUACCUAUUUCAUAUUACUUGUAAACUUAAUAUUUCAUGGUCGUUCGCACUAGCUUUUAUAAAAUACUUCAUUACAUAAACAAAAUCAUAUAACAUUAAAGGUUGAAAAAUUGUGGAUAAAAUAUCAUGGCUAAAAGAUCUGUCCUAAUUACAUAUUACAUGUAGUUGAGAAUUAAAACUAAUAUAAAAAUUAGCCAAUGCAUUAAGGGCAACUCUCACAGAUCACAUCCUUAAUUACAUCCGUCAAUUUUCUAUCAAAGCAGGUUUCAAUUGGUUAUUGAUAGUGAUCCUGGAUUGCUUUGAUUUUGCUUUGUUCUGCACUGAGAUUGGUCUGGAAGACUCGGGCCACCAUCUCAGCCAAUGAAGUGCGAAACUAAAACCAAUCCCAACUUAGUAACUAGCGUUUUCCCGUGCUUCAAGCAGAUUGCCUGUUUUUAUAUGAGUUCUCAUUGGUUAAUAAGGUUAACUUUUGUUUUGAUUGGUAUUUGAGAAUAAUUUGGUUUUGGUAUUCGACACUCUUACCACCGUUUUGGAUAAGCUCGUCUCCUAUAUGCCCUUAAUAGAGUCAGCUUUCAGUAAACUCACACCUCUUGUCAUACAUAAGGUUGGAGGAAAAGGAUUGAAUUGUGUGAGGAAACCAAGUAAAGCAAAUCGAAGAUUGGUUGGCUCAUCCCACCAAAUAAAUACCUUGCCAAAUUUGCUUUUUCUUCUUAUUUUUUUCCCUUCUUUUCCUUUUUUUUCUCAAAACAACUCAGGAUGCUUUGCACCGCUUGGAAUGGAGGAUGGAUCGAUCACUGAUGUCCAGGUCAGUUCUUCUUCGCGACUGGAUGACAACCAUUCACCAAGUCAGGCCAGGUUGAAUUUUAAAGAAGAAGGAAAUAAAGCUGGGGGAUGGUCAGCUCAGACAAACGAUAAAAACCAAUGGCUGCAGGUCGAUCUUAGCAGUUAUACUAGAGUGACACGUGUGGCGACUCAAGGGUUGAAUGCCAACAACGAGUGGGUGACCAAAUACAAGUUACAAUACAGUGACGAUGGAAAAAACUUCCAGUAUUACAAGCAACAGGGUGACAACGAAUGGACGGUACGUUUAAGGCUAUAGGUGACAACUCUUUCAAUCCAUACUCUUUUCACAAAUGCAAUAAUUUUGAAACAUGCGUAAUAUUUACUUUCUUGAAAUAUUACUAUUGCACAUACUUUGACUGAUUUCAAAUGAAAGAUAAGGGCCUUGUAAGGGCAGUGUAUGUCACUUUCGAGGGCCCUUCCAAAAAUAGACUUAAUCCAUGCUACUUACAAUUUACAGGUGCUGAAUGGGAAUAAAGGAAGUGAUACCAUUGUUUAUAACAAUCUGAAUCCUCCAAUCACAGCAAGGUUUAUACGAUUUAUACCAACCAGUUGGCACAAUAAGAUUUCCAUGAGAACAGAGAUCUUUGGCUGUCCAGGUAUGGCGAUUAUUGAUCUGAGUUUUAGAAUCCGCUGGCCAAAAAACCUCAGAAAACAAUUAUAACUAGAUUGACUGAGAAGCUUAAUAGGACUUUAAAAUCAGCUAUCAAAUUUUAAAGACAGGCUUUUCAGCCAGAGUCAUAUACCAGCGAGUCAGAAGGAUCUUAGUUACUGAUUAGAGAAUUUUGAGAGAAAUAGAGGGUGCAGUGAGAUGAAUGCGUGUGAUUUAAUUUUGGUAUUUUAUCGAAGUAAUUUUGACUGAAAUUAACCAAUCCUUUUGGUGACUACAAUAGUUUAUCAGAGGCCAUUAUUGAAAGAGAAAGUAAAUAAGUGUGGUGUAAAGUUUGGAUAGUAUCUGCAUCUGACGCUUAUCUCUUAACAACAAAUGUAGCAUGUAUGACUGCCCUCGGAAUGGAAAGUCAGACAAUAGAAGAUGCUCAGAUAAGUGCCUCCUCGCAACUGGAUGGAAAUCAUUCUGCAAUACAAGGUAGACUACACCUUACGAGAAAUGGUCAAAAGCAAGGUGGCUGGACGGCUCUCACAGAUGAUCGUAAUCAGUGGCUACAAGUGGAUCUUAAUACUUUUGCGCGGGUAACGGUAGUGGCGACCCAGGGAAGAAACGGAUUUAAAGAAUGGGUCACCAAAUAUAGCUUGCAGUACAGCGAUGAUGGUGUGACCUUCACUUUCUAUAAGGAAUCUGACAGCAGCUCAGAAAAGGUGUGGUAACAAUUUCACAGGUAAAACCUCACUUGAAAGGGCUAUCUUUGAGGUUUUAUUUCAAGAAAUAAACCGUUAAAAAGAAAACCGUUGAAAAACGGCUAUUACAAAGGAUUUUUACUUCAGCUCAUUUAAGUAUAUAUGAGCAAUCUCUUCCCUUAUGUAUUGAGUUUUGCUCUACAGAUGUGUAUGAAAUAUCAUUCAUAAAGCGUCUUGAAACGAGAAAUCGAUGGAAUAAUGUUUGAAUCUUAGAUUACUUGUUUAAAAUCAGUGAUCAUUAUACUUAGGUGUUUGAUGGAAACCAAGAUUCAGAGACGGUCGUAUACAACAAAUUGACUCCACCAAUAAUAGCUCGGUAUAUACGGUUGAUACCAAUGACGUGGAACAGCCACAUCUCAAUGAGGAUGGAAUUGUAUGGCUGUCCAGGUAGUUUUAAAUCCUUAUUUUAGUGACUACGAUUAAUUCUUCGAACAUAAUUGGCUAUUAGUAGACCUACUUAAGCACUCAAAAAGCAGUCCAGGUGUCACGCUUAUAAUUGGGCAGUGUAAAGGGACAGUUUGAGCGUCAUGUUUUUUGACAGCCAACGUCAUACGCACGUGCUAUUGUAUCGAAUCUUUCUCGACUGUUAUGUUUUUGCUCAUAAACACAUUUAACCACUGUAUAUUUUUUUUCCUCGUAUUUUGUCACAAUUUUUAUGAAUUGGUAAUAGAACUUUGUGUCGCUUAACUCUGUGCGUAGUCAUACCCGUGAUUAUGAGAUCUAGUUUGAACUCCCGCUUGGCGAUCGUCCAACUUCCUUACAACGGUUGUAUUAGUACAAAAAAAAUUGAACUCCAGUCGAUCUUACAACCAAUGGCCAUAAGAAGGUUUUCUAAAAACUUAGUUUUCGCUUUUAAUUUAGGAUGUAUGUCACCGUAUGGCAUGGAAAAUCGACGAAUUUCGGACUCUCAAAUAAAGUCGUCAACACAGCUGGAUGAAAAUCACUCCGCAAAGCAUUCCAGGUUACAUUCAAAGGCAAAUAGAGAAAACGGAGGAAGCUGGUCAGCGCUUAAAAAUGACGUAAACCAAUGGCUUCAGGUGGAUCUUGGUACUUAUGUAAGGGUGACGGGCAUUGCUACUCAGGGGAGCAAUGGGCGUGACGAGUGGGUGACCAAGUUCAGUCUGCAAUAUGGUGAAGAUGGAGACACCUUUCAUUUCUUUGAGAAUCCAGGAGAUUUUGUCGCGAAGGUUUGCAUUUUGAAGUGGUUUUCUCAAUAGUAUUCUCAAUGGCAAAAGCAAUAAAAAUAAAAUUUUUAUUCAAUCCCAGUUAUCAAAGCCUUGCCAGGAUAUUUCUGAAUUCCAUUGUCAAGUUGGAAAGAAUCCAGGGUAAAGACAAGUUUUCAGAAGUAUAGUCACCAAAUUUUGUUUCCUUUGACUUUGUUUUAGGAAUGAAAUUUCACAUCAUUUUAUUUUGUGUAAAUUUUUACACACGAAGCUUAGCGAGUUCCUCAGUUCUACUCAGUAUACGUUAGCUCUGGUAAAAAAAUUAUGGUCAUGGAGAUCGACGUAAAUCUACUCUAUCGUACGCUUUUGUUCUCAAAAUGUUUCUUAUUUGAAGCGAAUUGUAAGAAAUAAGAAGCGUGGGGAAUCUAUGAAGUUUUUGGCUCAUUUGGCAAUCUUUUCACUUGUUUUGAGAAAAAUUAACACCGAAGAAGACUUUGAGUAACCAUCUUUGUUGUUAAGGUAUUUACGUUUUUGUAUUAAGGUUUUCAAAGGAAGCAAAGACAGUGACACUGCCGUGUACAACACACUGGCUCCAGCCGUUAUAACGCGUUACAUUCGAUUCAAACCCGUUGAAUGGCACAAUCGAAUAUCAAUGAGGAUCGAGAUCUAUGGUUGUCCAGGUAUGUAGAAUAAUCUCAUUCUCGUUGUGAAGACAUAUUGAAUACCAGGCUUUGAGUUUCUUUUGCACAGAAAGCAAGUUGCAUUUAUUCUACCUGACGUUAAUCUCUUUUUGAUAGGCUGUCUGUGGCAUGCUGCAUGUUGUGAAUGACAAUAUCUUUAAAUGCGGUUCUGACCACAGGAAUAGGUAGCCAUUAUCAUGAAACAAUGGCAUCUAUUUUUAACUCUUACCGUUCAUUUUUGUCAAACUAAGGUUGCAUAAAUCCUCUUGGAAUGGCAUUUGGAUCAAUAUCUGAUAUUCAGAUAACAGCAUCGUCACAACUGGAUGGCAAUCACUCCGCAUCACAGGCCAGGUUACAUUUUCAAGCGGAUGGUUACAAAGUUGGGGGUUGGUCAGCUCUCACAAAUGAUCGUAACCAAUGGCUUCAAGUGCAUUUUGGUAGUCACACAAAAGUGACGCGCCUGGCGACUCAGGGGAUACAUGGCUACGAUCAGUGGGUGACCAGAUAUAUGUUACAAUAUAGUGAUGAUGGAAUGACCUUCCACCUCUACAAGGAAGCUAGAUCCAGCUCUGCCAAGGUACCAGAUAUCCUAAGCCUUUAUUUUCUCUGCUAAGUUAAAGAGUGCAGCUAUUGUGCAGGUAACAUUCGCGGUUGUUUCAUCAAAAAAUGCAGAACCGACAAAUAUUUUAGAAGAAAUAGAAAUGUGUCCGAGAAAGGAACCUCAUCCACCCAUCCAUCCACCCAUCUAUUCCUCUUUCCCUCCCUCUCUCCUUUUCUCCUUCCAUGCGUCUAAAAAUCCAUCCAUUCAUCCAUCUGUCCGUCCAUGCAUUGGCUCAAUCUAUCGAUUUAUCCAAGCACUCAUCCGUUCGUCCAUCCAUACAUUCAUCCAUUAAAUCUUUUGCUCCCACUUCAAACCUAAUUAGUAUUGCUCAGUAAAAUCAUGCUGCACGUGUAAUCACGUACUACUAUUGGUUACCUAUAUACGAAGGAAUUAUUGAGUAUGCUCGGCUGGUCCUAUCUCAAGGAAAGUAGAAACAAAUAAAGAUCUCUCAUGAUCUUUAAAAUUAGAUUUUCUUUGAUCAAAGUUACUCGGAUAAAUAUUUUUUUUAUCUAUUUAUAUAGUCCUUCAACUAUUAAUCAAUUCCAUACAUUCGCCCAAUCCAUUCAUCCACCUCUCAAUCCGUCCAUUCCCGGAUUCAUCCAUUAUCAUUCCUUCCAAUCCAUUUGCCUAAUCCAUCGAUCCACCGCACAUCUGUCGGUCCAUCUUCCAUUCACGCAUUAGAACUCAUAUAUUCAUCUGCUCAACAUCAGACAGCAAAUCGGUAAGACCCCAAGUCAGGUGGAGCGAACAUGAGCAGUGUUAAAAAAUUUACCCUAAUUUUUUCUAUCCCUUGUCAAUUGUUUAGGUGUUCAAUGGAAAUCAAGACAAAAAUUCUGUUGUUUAUAACAUAUUGAGCCCACCAAUAACCACACGCUACAUCCGACUGAAACCGGUAGCCUGGAACAACUGGAUAUCGAUGAGAAUGGAGAUUUAUGGCUGCCCAGGUACAUCUCCUGUAGGCAAUAAUCCGGCUCGGGUGACGCUGGAAAAUUGAUUUGACAAAACCUUUAAAACAACCAAAGCCUCUCAAAUCUAUCACAGGUUAUUCAUGUGAAUCUAUCAUAACUUUUGAAGAUGACGUCCCCUUUUUAGUAGCCAUAGUUUUUCAUUGUAUAGUGUUUACCUUUAAUUCGUCCAAAUUUCAGUAAGUAAAGAGAACAAAGGUAUCACGGUGCGCUUAAAGGAAGAACUCAACUGUACGAAGAGAAAAUAAACAUUUCGCUUUCUUGUCUUGUUUCAAUACAAACAGGUUGUGUAGCACCACUUGGCAUGGAUAGUGGGGCAAUCACCGAUGCACAGAUAAGCGCUUCUUCGCAUCGGGAUGAUAAUCAUGCAGCCAGGCAAGGAAGGUUACAUUAUAAGAGAGCUUCCGGCACCUCUGGUGGUUGGUUAUCGAGUAUAAAGGAUUUAAACCAAUGGUUUCAAGUAGAUCUUGGUCAAUACACCACAGUGACAGGUAUAGCGACCCAAGGCGGACGAUGGAUGUAUUACUGGAGAGAUUGGGAAGGAUAUGUGACAGCAUAUAAAUUGCAGUAUAGUGACGAUGGAGUAUCUUUUCAGUUUUACAAGGAGACGCCACACGAAAGUGACAAGGUACACCUUUAGAGCAAUAUUGAUUCAAUUUUUAAGACAUUGUAAGUGAUCUUAAUUCAACAUUAAAUUUAAAACUUUUGAGAGAAAAGAGUGACCGAGAAUGGGAAAGUAAUGUUCCCUCUUCCUGAAAGCUUCAUUGUUUGGGAGGGGGGGUUUGAGGCCUUUCGCAAUGUUCAAUGUUCUGAUUGAGAGCUCGCUUUUCACUUAUCCUAAAAACUUUGAAUAGGUCUUCCAAGGAAAUACAGACAGAGAGACCGUAGUCUUUAACGACGUACGCCAGCCAAUCAGAGCACGCUAUAUUCGAAUUAGACCAGUGAGUUGGCACGAACACAUAUCCAUGAGGGUUGAGAUCUAUGGCUGUCCAGGUAAUUUCUAUAUUUCUUGUCAUUAUAAUAAUAAUAAUAAUAAUAAUAAUAAUUAUUAUUAUUAUUAUUAUUGUCAUCACCAUAAUUUUUGUUAUCAUCACUAUGAUCACCACUUUUAACAUCAUCUUUAUCAUUAUAAGGUAAUGCAGUUGUUUUCGUUUAUAUCUUACUUGCACAUGUAAAACAAACAGUAUUGCAACCGCUGAUUAUGAUAGUGACGAAAAUUACCUGAACGAUGGAGGUAAACCCACAAAAUUCGUAUGGACGACCUUUUGUCAUCGUAACGUUGAUAACGGUAUGUUAACUAUCUAGCCUUUCGAAGGUUUUAUUUAACUAUCACUAGUUUAGUUAUAAAAUAACUCCUCUCUAAAGGAAUGACCUCAACUUUGGGUGGUACGGCUUAAAAGAGCAAGUUAAAAGUGAUUCCAAACGUUAACACUUGAUUGUACGUAUUACAAGAUCAUAAAUAAAAGGUUUUCAACCUUUUUGUAGCUAUAUCUGCGAUAUGUUUUUCUCGACAUAUUCAGGCUGUGUAUCCCCCCUCGGCAUGGAGAGUAAAUUCAUCUCUAAUGCGCAAAUAUCUGCCUCCUCACAACUGAAUGAUGAUCGUGCUCCAACACAGGCCAGGUUGCACACUCAAGCAGCCAUAGGUGGUAAAAAUGGGGGGUGGUCAGCUCUCAAGAACGAUCUUUAUCAAUGGUUUCAAGUGGACCUUGGAAGUAAGGCAAUUGUGACGCGUGUAGCAACACAGGGGAUAGAUGGACUCGAUGAGUGGGUGACAAAAUACAGAGUACAAUUUAGCCAUUCUGGGAUUUACUUCAACUUUUACAAGAAAGCAGAACAUAGUUCUGCACAGGUAUGCUCUUACGGCUGUAUUCUUGAUGUGAAGUAAUGAUAAAUUGACACUAUGUAAUAUUUACCCCACAACGUUACGGCUGGAUCAGUAUGAGGCCGAUGUAAGUAAAUGAGAAAACUUUUAGGCCAGUUUUGCUAAUUUGAACAGCCUAAAUGAAUGGUUGAGGGAGGGUCGGGUGGAGAAUACCAAAGCAAACAAAAUGUAUUAUAUUAUAUUUAUAUUUACCAUAUUACGAGCAUUUUCUCUCUACGGAUUCGAAAGGUUCUUCUUGGGCAGACCACAACACCAGGAACUACGUUCCCUACUCUUUGCGAUAAGUGUGUGGGUCCUUUAACGUCCCCUUACUAGUACCAAGAAGAUGCAGGAGACGGGUCCUUAUCCAAGACUAGAAUUUCUAACCGCUUGCAGAUAUCAUAGCAAAGGCAGCACAUUCUCCUAAGUUAUUUUAAGGCCCUGAGUGUGGGUCCAACCUCCCGCACAGUGGUCCGGCGCUCAUCCACAUGAGCUAACCAGGCGGUGGUUAACUACAUUUCCUUUUUAAACUUCCUUUUGAAGGUUUUCGACGGAAAUGAAGACAGUGCAACGGUUGUCGUUAACAAACUGACUAAAGUAAUCAGAGCGCGUUUCAUCCGGGUAUUGCCGAUAGAAUGGCACAAACACAUAUCAAUGAGAAUUGAGAUUUACGGAUGCCAAGGUACAGUCAAUUCUUUCCAGCGACUUUUUACUUUCAUAGUUAAGAGGUGUCUUCUUCAAUAAAAUGACCAUACGGACUUUUGAAUUAGCAAUAGCCUGUGGCAAGGUCAAGUAAUUGAUUGAAAAGAUACAGUUAUAAGUGUAUCAAGUCAACUGCAUGAUCAUUUUCCACCCGCAAGUUUUAAGGUAUCAGCGUUUAUUAUUGGUAGUUAUGUAUUAAUAAAGUAUCAUCAUUUCCCCAAAGGAAACUGCAUUUGUUUCAUGACCAUUUUUUCGCAUUUCUUAGACUGCAUCGCACCCCUUGGUAUGGAAAGCGGAAAUAUCGCUGACUCUAAAAUAACCUCAUCCUCGAUUUUGGGUGGCAAAACCCCCCCAAGCCAGGCCAGGUUAAAUUACAAAGCGGAAGGUGGCUUCGGCGGAGGUUGGUCAGCUCUCACAAAUGAUGCUAACCAAUGGCUUCAAGUGGAUCUUGGUGCUGAUAAACGUGUGACACGUGUGGCCACUCAAGGAAGGAAUGGGUACGACCAGUGGGUGACCAAGUAUAAGGUGGAGUACAGCGAGGAAGGCCAAAGCUUCCAGGUGUACAAACCAUCAAAUGCCAGUGUAGCCAAGGUAUGUUUAAUCAUUUCUGCAACUUGAAAAGGUAAUCUUAAGCACCUAAGGAUUAGAAAAAAAUGCAUCCAAAAGGAAUGAAUAUUGGAGUUCUUCUAAUUAAUAGUGACACAAAUGCCAAAUGCCAUAUUCAUGUCAUGCACAUUCCUUUUUUAUGACGCAUCAGUUGAUUUUUCUCCUUUUUAUUGUCUUAAGAUUUUCACGGGAAAUACAAACAGCGAGGCCGUGGUUUACAACAGUGUGAGGCCCCCAAUCACAACAAGAUUUAUACGGCUUAUACCGGUGGAGUGGCACAAUCAUAUCUCGAUGAGGAUAGAGAUCUAUGGCUGCCCAGGUGCUUUGAACUAACAAUUAUAACUGAUCAUUCUCUAAAUAGGGUUACUUAAUAUCAAAACCUUUAUAUCUUCAGAUACUGGCCCUUAAAUGCUGAAAUAUAAUCAUUCAAGCCGUCUCACAAAUUAUGCAAAAUCUUGUUCUUCGAGGAUUAUGCGAAUGUGUUGCCAUUGUGAAAGGAUCCGAAUCAUUUAUCUCCUAAAAAUAUCUUUAUUUUUAAACACAGGAUGCGCUGCAGCGCUUGGUAUGGAGAAUAAAGGAAUACCUGAUGCCAACAUAAGGGUAUCAUCGCAACUGGAUGGGAACCAUAGCGCAAAGGAGGCAAGGUUAAACUCAAAAGCAGACUGGCACAAGGGAGGGGGAUGGUCAGCCUUGAGCAAUAACUUCAAUCAGUGGCUUCAAGUGGAUAUCGGCGGUAAUCUCCAAAUGACAGGUGUUGCAACUCAGGGGAUGAAUGGGAAAAACCAGUGGGUGUCCAGAUACCGCAUACAGUAUAGCAGUGACGGAGUGACUUUUUAAUUUUAUAAUGCAACGGAAGACAGUUCAGCAAAG
Molecule: messenger RNA, 23615 nt
Organism: Pocillopora meandrina
Lineage: Eukaryota; Metazoa; Cnidaria; Anthozoa; Scleractinia; Pocilloporidae
Source: the annotation of a GenBank genome assembly